GUCCGCCCGCCAAUCCAGUCCGGGUCCCGAGAGGGAGAGGCGGCGCCGAGGGAGAGAGCUGAGCCUGUCCAGGUGUUCCAACCUUGCUGUGGUUUUAUGCUGAAGAAUCUUGCUAGCCAGAGGCUGGAUUGAGGCCGUCCUCAAGCUCUUCACAGUCAGUCACCCGAUGAGAUGGAGAUGCAGUUUGGUGCCAAAUUGAACUGCAGAAAGAGGAGGAAGGACGGGACAGGUUCCAAUGGCACCACCAAUGAUGACCCCACCAUCCCAGUGAAGAUCUCACGAUUGACCCUUUCGAUGCCGGCUCCCUUCGCAAAUGAGAACGGAGUGAUAAGUGACAAACCAUACGAACGUGUGACAUUUGAAGAGGCCAAGGUUGGGACACCCUUGGAUCGCCCGGUUCGAGUUUACGCUGACGGCAUCUUCGAUCUCUUUCAUUCGGGCCAUGCACGGGCACUCAUGCAGGCAAAGAGCCUUUUCCCAAACACGUAUCUAAUAGUGGGAGUGUGCAACGAUGACCUGACCCACCAGUUCAAAGGGUUCACUGUGAUGAAUGAGGCCGAGAGGUACGAUGCAGUCAGGCACUGCCGCUAUGUCGAUGAGGUAGUACGAAAUGCACCCUGGUCCCUCUCACCCGAGUUCCUAGAAAUGCACAGGAUUGACUUUGUUGCUCACGAUGAUAUCCCAUAUUCCUCUGCAGGAAGUGAUGAUGUUUACAAACACAUCAAAGAUGCAGGCAUGUUUGCCCCAACUCAGCGAACAGAAGGCAUCUCCACCUCAGACAUCAUUACCAGAAUUGUGCGGGAUUAUGACGUGUAUGUGCGGAGGAACCUGCAACGUGGUUACACUGCCAAAGAACUGAACGUCAGCUUUAUAAAUGAAAAGAAGUACAACCUGCAGGAGAGAGUCGAUAAGGUCAAACAGAAAGUUAAGGACGUGGAAGAAAAGUCAAAGGAGUUUGUUCAGAAAGUUGAGGAGAAGAGUAUCGACCUGAUUCAGAAGUGGGAGGAAAAGUCGAGGGAAUUCAUCGGAAACUUUUUGGAGAUGUUUGGCCCUGAGGGAGCCUUGAAACACAUGCUGAAAGAGGGCAAAGGUCGAAUGCUGCAAGCCAUCACUCCGAAGCAGAGCCCGAGCAGCAGUCCGACGCGGGAACGUUCCCCCUCGCCCACCUUCCGAUGGCCUUUCUCCAAGACCUCCCCACCCUGCUCGCCAAAACCUGACUUGGAUGCGGCUGCCUACGAUACCAGUGACGAUGACACCGAGUAAAGGUCUCACUCUCUCUCUCUCUCUCUCUCUCUCUCUCUCUCUCUCUUUCUCUCUCUCUCUCACUCUCUCUCUCUCUCUCUCACUCUCUUCCCUCCUUCCUUGAGUCUUCACAACUCCACCUCGCUCCUCCACCCCCUCCCACCCUCAGUUCACUCUGUUGAUCGCUGGUAGUCCAGGAGGCUGCAGAAAUGGGACGUAUUGCUUCACGCCCAAGGAGAAGGUCUGAACAAACGGGGUCAAGCUGGACUUGGGAAUUAAAACAUUAAAAGUCAAUCACUUUCCACAGGGAAACAGCUCAAAAAAACUAUGCAAACUUUUUUUUUCUUUUUAGCCUAUUCAACUAAUUAAAGAGAAAACUCCUUGAAAAGAUCAAGGAAAAAUAGCUUCCUUUGAUAUUUUAGCCUUGUGCCAUGUCUCUCAGCAGUCAGGGUUACAGGUCGGAGCUUGUGCGUAUCUUUGGGGGAGAGGCUAGAGAUGUACCCAGCCCUUCCAACGCAAUGUAGGGAGCGUUCAAACAACUCACCACUGCAAUCUGUCACAUUGGACCACGUGCCCUGCAAUGGAGGGGUUGAUCCAUGCCGAUCGCAGACCAGCUGAAUUGUCUUCUGAUCUCUGCUGCCCUGUCCAUGGGCUUGAUUACCAUUCUGCUGCAGGACCUUGGAGGGAAGAGGCUGAGGAGAAAGCAGGAGCUCGUGCUACUGAUGCAAGGGGACCUUGCAGGUUAGUGAUGUUGAGCACUUUCAGGAGUGUGACAUCUCAUUGAUGCGCGAGAGGAGAGGGAACCAGGGGGGUGGGAGGGGGACGGGUGGAGAUUCUUAGUCUUACACAAUCUAAUCGAUGGGUUGGGGAUGUGCUCCAACACCUCCCCUCCUGUGCAGCAGUUGUGAUUCCUUCCUGCACGGUCUUGGCAGUUGUCACAGAUAGGGGAAUGCAUCUGGACAGUGAGCGGCUGAAGUUUGCCAAAGCAUCCUCCCUCAGUGCAAUGGCGGGGCUAAAGCUGAACCCGGGGCUGGGUCCUUCUGUGGGCCCAGCCUGCAGAGCUAGCUGGUUCCCGCCUCUGAUCUCUGUCCCAUGUUUGCACCAUUAGUGAGUCUGCACUGUAACUCAGUGCUACCUACAGUUCGCUCUGCCACUCGAGUUGUCAAAUCGGAGUGAAAAUCGAGCUGUUUUGUGCCUAGUAAACAGCAGUAGCUUGAGCACCAUUGGGUGUCAGCUAUGUAUAUAAAGUAACCUAUAAUCGUUUUAAUAAUGCUGAAACUAAAGGGCCGUUGGAAGCCUACUGGUUAAACUCGUUGCAUAUCCUGUCGGUGUUGCAAGUUGGUGUGGGGUAUAUUUAAAGGGGGAAUCACAGUAUGUUGCUUGCAUGUUAUAGAAGUUUGUUGCUGGUGUUAUUUCAGGAUGUUCAAUGGUGAGAUCAGUGUUUACACUCUGAUGGUUGAUGGGACUCCACUCAGCUCACCCAGUCUCUCUGCAUGAGUUUUCAGAAAGUAAACGGAGAUAGACUCCGAGCAUCUCGCUCGUGGACAGCUGGCUCACACGGCGCCUGAAAGCCAGGCACACCGCUGCUUUGAUUCCAACCCUUUCUUUGUCACUGACCCUUAGUCUGUCUUUCUUAGAUGUUAACAAAUUUUUAAAUAUCUAGCAGGUUUUUCCUGAUUUAAAAAUCCCUUUGCCAGAGGAUAACAAAUGACCAAAUGUCUGAGAAUUAAUCACGGGGAUGGGUGGCAGCUUCUCCCUGUCACAAGUUGUUGGAUUCUGAAGCUGUUGUCCUGUGGCCCUAUUUAUCUUUGACCUCAGGAUUUUGUCCAAGUUCCACUCUAUUUUUUAAUUAAAGCAAGACUUUUUAACACAUCUGCACUGUAAACAGAUGGAAACAGUGCUGCAUUAUCACUGUGUUAUUCUAGUAGCAAUGGUGCAUAGGUAGUCUGCAGCACUGCCCAGUCCCCUGCCCUGAGCUGGGACUUAUAAAGGUGCUUUAAGAGAAGUGUAGUGUCUCGCACAGCUGAGGGGAUAUCCCAAAGCACUUUGCAGCCAGUAUAGUAUUGUUGCUGUUGUAAUGUCAGAGAAGGGAGAAUGUUGUCGAGUCCCAGGUGGCCAGUGUCAGUUUCCGUGUUCUCACUCCCACAGCUCGGGUCUCUGCGUUCCCCCUACCCCGUGCAUCCCCCUGAGUUUUCCCCCAUAACUCCCCCUGCCCCCCAUUUGUUUCCCCGUCCAUCUGCAUUAGCUGGCACCACACUGGACCCAGCUCAGCGCAAGUUGCCCCUUGGCUAGUGGCCGAGAGGUGUCCCCAGCCACAGAAUCGUGGACCACCUACGGUCGUACCCUCUCUGGGGGUUCAGUCGGCCCCUGUGGAAGUUGCCUGGUAACUGUGCCAACCCCCUCGUAACAGGGAGGGUGAGGAGUGAUGGUCAGAUGGCCUUGAAGGAAUUGCAGACUCGUCACCUUGAACUUGGCCAGGAGUUCCCUGGGAGGGAGUGCCGGACAUGUCCAGGGGGAAUCUGUCGCGUCCCAACCAGUGGGAGCCCUGGGCUACCGGUCCCACUUUCACUCCCACCUCACAGAGGUUCUGGAGGCAGGCAAAUCUGUAAGCAGGGUAGGGCUGUGGGUAUUGUGGGUGGGGUUCGGUGGUCUUACAGUUUACAGUGAAAUCGGUCCCAAACUGUUCAAUCCACCUCUUCAGCAGUGACUGGGGGAGAAGACUUGGUGUGGUGGUGUGAAGUUGUCUGUGUGUAAUUUAUGCAAUGGCCAAACUCUGUUUCUGGGGCCAUCCUCGAUGAUCGUUUUAAGGUAAACCACAUUAAAAAAAAGUCUGUCUUUUUACAAUUGUUAAGACUUCUGUUCACAUUUUGUUAUCCACUUAAGAGGGGAAGGGUUUAAUUUUCCAAGAAAAGAUUGAAAUACAGAGGUUGUGGGUUUGGUUCCAAACUGAGGUAUUUUUAAAAGUUGCAUGAUGUCAAUGUGGAUUCUAUGCUGAUCUUUUAAUCAACUUAUGACUGUUAAACAGUGGGAAAUUGUCUGAUUAAACUGCAGUGUUAUAAUGUUCUGCCCCUUGUCUGCUUUCUCUUACAUUGAGCCAGUGUGUGAAUUGUCUCCACAGCUGUCCCAGUGAGGUGGUCUUGGGAGAAUGGGGCCCAACCCCUAACCCCUCCCUGACCCAUGGGUGAUUGGUCAGCAGGCUGUUCAAACACGGUGGGAGGUUUGCGCUAAUCCCUGUAGGAACCAAUUGCAGUGGCAGUAACUGGGUGAGUCGGA
Pristis pectinata (smalltooth sawfish) is the source of this 4515-nucleotide messenger RNA. RefSeq names its product phosphate cytidylyltransferase 1A, choline a (gene pcyt1aa). Gene Ontology annotation, molecular function: choline-phosphate cytidylyltransferase activity; phosphatidylcholine binding. Bases 172 to 1263 code for a protein of 363 amino acids. Gene Ontology annotation, cellular component: endoplasmic reticulum. The transcript is spliced from 10 exons. The record is from RefSeq and is a predicted model, not a curated record. Gene Ontology annotation, biological process: CDP-choline pathway. NCBI's taxonomy places the organism in Eukaryota, Metazoa, Chordata, Chondrichthyes, Rhinopristiformes, Pristidae.